Messenger RNA from Dothidotthia symphoricarpi CBS 119687, 1023 nucleotides. Its product is annotated as bax inhibitor family protein-like protein. Bases 1 to 1023 code for a protein of 340 amino acids. NCBI's taxonomy places the organism in Eukaryota, Fungi, Ascomycota, Dothideomycetes, Pleosporales, Dothidotthiaceae. The record is from RefSeq and is a predicted model, not a curated record. The transcript has 3 exons. Gene Ontology annotation, cellular component: mitochondrial inner membrane.
AUGGCGUUCCUACUUCGGCGACCGUUUGCUGUGACGGCGACGCUGAGCCGAGCGGGCCCGAAGUCGGCGUUGGCCCACACAUGUCGCGCCCUGCACAGCACGCCACUCCAACGACACGCACACGUCUCGACGCGGAAGGCGCUUUCCCUGUCGACAGGACAGAAUGCGACGCGCUUCGGCCAGACGUUCCGCCGCUCGUACCAGCAAGCCGCCCUCAACCCGGCGGCACAGGGCGACUUGCGACAACGCCUCAUGUACGGCGCUGGCAUCUUCGGCGCAACGCUGCUGGCCAUCAACCUGGUCUUCAACCGCGAGACGCGCGAGGAUGGCGGCAUGCCGCCGUUUGAGCGCGCCUACCUCAACGACACGUUCAUGCACACGGGGCUGGGCAUCGGCAUGAUUGGUGUCGCGGCGCGCGCCCUGCACAUGAACGGGUGGAGUGUCCGUCUCAUGAGCGCGAACCCGUGGCUGGUGCUCGGCGUCGGGCUGGUGGGCAGCAUUGGCACAAUGUACGGGACAAGGGCGACUCACCCGAGCAACUACGUGCAGAAGUACGCCCUGUGGUCCGGCUUCAACCUCACACAAGCUCUGCUCCUCUCGCCCCUGUUCUUCAUGCACCCGGCCAUCCUCGCCCGCGCUGGUCUCUACACUGUCGGCAUGAUGGGCUCCAUUGCCUUCGUCGGCGCUACUGCCAAGACAGACAAGUACAUGUACCUUGGCGGCCCCCUCCUUGCUGGCGUCGCCGUCGUUGCCCUCUCUGGUCUCGCGCCCCUCGUCAUCCCCGCCACCGCGGCCCGCACUCUGAUGUUCACAGAGAACAUCUGGCUAUACGGGGGUCUCGCUGUGUUUGGAGGCUUCACCCUGUACGACGUGCAAAAGGUCCUGAACCAUGCCCGUCUGGCAGAGCGUGGUCUGAUUCCUAAGGAUCCCGUCAACGAGUCCAUCUCGCUGGAAUUGGAUUUUAUCAACAUCUUCGUGAGAAUGGUGCAGAUUUUGGCCAUGCAGCAAAACAGACGGAAGUGA